Molecule: messenger RNA, 1071 nt
Organism: Zygosaccharomyces rouxii
Lineage: Eukaryota; Fungi; Ascomycota; Saccharomycetes; Saccharomycetales; Saccharomycetaceae
Gene: POM34
Product: Pom34p
Exons: 1
Coding region: 1-1071 (356 amino acids)
Biological process (GO): protein import into nucleus; spindle pole body duplication
Cellular component (GO): nuclear outer membrane; nuclear pore transmembrane ring
Source: RefSeq, a predicted model, not a curated record
AUGGUUGAACUUGCUACACCUUCUAGGCCAAUUUCUAGAGAGCAGUUCACUUCUUUGAGGCAGAGAGUAGCCAAGGAUUCACCAAAACUUUACAAGAACAAAAUCCUUUCGGGCCCCAAUGGGCAAUUGGAUGUACAUACAAACCAGCACAAAUUGUCUCAUACUGGAGGAAAGGGUACGCCGGUAGCGACAACAUCGACUGUAACUAGAUCCUCACCACCAAUCUCACAGGUUCCUGCAUCAACAUCGAAUGAAAUCGGGUCUUUUGAAAAUCCUGUUCUGCAUACACUAGCCCAGAGAACUGUUAAUAAAGAAUGGGAGACACAGAGGUUGGUAGUUAACAUAAUAGCAUGGGCUAUCUGGGAUCUUUUAAGCAAAUUUUGUAGUACGCUGGCUAAACACUCUAAAAUAGGUAAGGAAUGGGUAUCGUGGAUCAAUAGAGAGCUAGUACAACGCAACAUCAAUAGCAAUAAUAGCAUAGUUGGUUUUUUCAACCGAUUUUACAACAGAUAUCCAUCAUUAUGGAAUAAAUUGAACUGGUCAAACUUAAAUUUUAUGUUCCAUUUGAUUGUGAUAAUCAAUAUAUUAUUUUCACUCAGGAGAUUAUUAUCUAAAGUGAAAACGGACGAUUUACCGUUAAACGAGAAUCAGAGACAGUUGUUAGGCGUUGUUGAUCAAUCUGAUGAUUCAAUUGUUCACCAUGAAUUGGUUAAAGAAUCUGAAUUGGUAUCAUCUAAGGAAUCUAAUACAGCACCUCCAGAACCACCUAAUACACCUUUCCUUUUCAAAUCUUUAGAGACACCAAUGAAAUCGAGACAGAAACAAGAGGCUGACUCUAUCAUCUCUAAGAAUGUUACUCAGAGCGCCUUUGUCAACAGAGUCAAUGCAUUUGGACUAUCACAAUCAGCUUUGAGUAAUAGAAUGCAUCCGAAUACGAAAAACAUUUCAAAUUCCAGCACUGGAUUGUUCCCCUCGGGUCUGGCGGCUACACCGGCGGGUAAAACUGGUUAUAUCCCCAGUAGUAAAUAUACCUAUAUGAUGAACUCUCCGACACCAAGGAAAAAAACAUAG